CGCCCCGCUGCCGCGGCCUGAGGGGCGGGGUCCCGGAGCUGCCAGCAAGCCUUGGCCUCUCACCCGGCCAGGGACAUCUGCUUGCAAGAGGCCGAGCGCCGAGCCUCCCGGCACCUGGCGGAGCACGCAGCAGGACGGCGGGUAGCUGAGGGGCAGUCCUCCAAAGUAGUUGGUCCCCUCCGGGUAGCCGUAGGUGUCAGGUGACUGGCUUGGCAGAGGCCGCGUGACUCUUAGGUGACUCGCUACAGCCAUGGCGGCGACCAGGCAGUUGUCCCGCUUCUGGGAGUGGGGGAAGAACAUCGUGUGCGUGGGGAGGAACUACGCGGACCACGCCAAGGAGAUGCGCAGCCCGGUGCUAAGCGAGCCGGUGCUCUUCCUGAAGCCCUCCACCGCCUACGCCCCCGAGGGCUCACCCAUCCUCAUGCCGGCCUACACCUGCAACUUACACCACGAGUUGGAGCUGGGCGUAGUGAUGGGCAAGCGCUGCCGUGCGGUCCCGGAGACCAUGGCCAUGGACUACGUGGCCGGCUACGCCUUGUGCCUGGACAUGACUGCCAGAGACGUGCAGGACGAGUGCAAGAAAAAGGGGCUACCCUGGACCCUAGCCAAGAGCUUCACUGCCUCGUGCCCGGUCAGCGCGUUCGUAUCCAAAGAGAAGAUCCCAGACCCUCACAAGCUGAAGCUCUGGCUCAAGGUCAAUGGUGAACUCAGACAGGAAGGUGAGACAUCUUCCAUGAUUUUUUCCAUCCCUUACAUCAUCAGCUAUGUUUCUAAGAUAAUAACCUUGGAAGAAGGAGAUAUUAUUUUGACUGGGACGCCAAAAGGAGUUGGACCAGUUAAAGAAAACGAUGAGAUCCAGGCCGGCAUACAUGGCGUGGUCAGUAUGACAUUUAAAGUGGAAAGGUCGGAGUAUUGAAUCACUUCUUAACGCGUUUCAGGAGAGAAGGAAACAAGACAGAAGCAAGCAAUGUUAUUGAACGUGAUAAUCUUAAUAAGAAAUGAAUUCUUUAAAAAACGAUUUGGUUAAAUUACAGUGUCACACCUCCCAGAAGAUGGACCUUUCAAGAAAAAUGUGAUCUAGAAGGGCUGGGCCAGAAAUGCAAACAGCCAAAGUAAAAGAUUUGCAAUGCUUCUGAAGACACCAUAUCAAACCAAAUGUUCAAGAGAUUUAGGGUUCUUUUUUUUUUUUUUGCUGCCCCCCACCCGGUCCCUGAGAUUUAGUUUUCUUUUGUAAAACUUGACUGGAUAAGACUUUUCAGUAUUAUAGAAUGAUAAUAGUUCAAGACUUAAAAACUGCAAAGGAAGCUGAGAGCAAUGUUCCAGAUCAGCGUUCCCCAGAUAUUUUUGGACUUAGUGAUCAUCAGGAGGCAUUUGUAAAAAUAAAAAUUUCCAACUUA
Otolemur garnettii (small-eared galago) is the source of this 1397-nucleotide messenger RNA. RefSeq names its product fumarylacetoacetate hydrolase domain containing 1 (gene FAHD1). Gene Ontology annotation, cellular component: mitochondrion. The record is from RefSeq and is a predicted model, not a curated record. Gene Ontology annotation, molecular function: acetylpyruvate hydrolase activity. The coding region runs from base 251 to 916 and encodes 221 amino acids. Lineage: Eukaryota; Metazoa; Chordata; Mammalia; Primates; Galagidae. The transcript has a single exon.